Molecule: messenger RNA, 294 nt
Organism: Protopolystoma xenopodis
Lineage: Eukaryota; Metazoa; Platyhelminthes; Monogenea; Polystomatidea; Polystomatidae
Source: the annotation of a GenBank genome assembly
AUGCGGUUGCUAGAACUAGAAGAUCGGCAUCGCAACGACACUGGAUUGCAUGAUGACAACUCCACAUCAGCCAUAACAAACUGCACUGUAUGCAGUUUACUGGUGAGUCCAACUGAUUGGGCUGUAUCGAUGCCAGCUCAGUUGCCCAGAGAUGGAGCUAAGGCCCCAUCUGGAGAUGGAAGUUGGCCAACAUCGCGGGGCCGCAGGCUCGUAGGAAGAGAAAUGUGUGGAGGAAUAGGAGAAAAGAGAAUACGCAUAUACAAUAAGGCUGAGCAACAACGCAUUAGGCAAUAA